Messenger RNA from Rubroshorea leprosula, 1219 nucleotides. NCBI's taxonomy places the organism in Eukaryota, Viridiplantae, Streptophyta, Magnoliopsida, Malvales, Dipterocarpaceae. The record is from the annotation of a GenBank genome assembly.
AAUAUAGGAAAAAGGCAAUAUUUUUCUAUAUGGUAUCAGAGCAUUGAUCCCUAAUCUCCUUUUUUUUCAGAAACCCUGACCUCGCCAUUACAAUGGGUGAGGAAAAUACUGCCGCUGCCAGCAAAGUUUCAGGCAAAGAAAGCCAAACCCAAGGCCUGCUUGCACUUGACUCUUCUUCCCCCUAUUUCCUCCAUUCCUCUUAUCAUCCAGGUUUAAACUUGGUUUCUAGUCCAUUAAAUGAGGCAAAUUACUCCACUUGGGUGAGAGCUAUGACUAAUGCUCUUCGGGCAAGGAAUAAAUUUUGCUUUGUUGAUGAAACCUUGUCUCACACUGCUCGAGAGAUAUGGAUAGAUCUAAAGGAAAGAUUUUCUCAAGAGAACGCACCUAGAAUACAUGAAUUAAAGAGGGCCUUGGCUGUCACAUAUCAGGAGAAUCUCUCUGUAGCCGCUUACUAUACCAAACUCAAAGCCAUAUGGGAUGAACUUUAUUCAUACUCUCCAAUUCCGGAUUGCACUUGUGGAGCGGCUAAGGAUUUCUUGAAGGCAAGGGAGGAGGAAAAGGUACAUCAAUUUAUUCUUGGACUUAAUGAUAAUUUUAGUAGUGUUCGAUCCCAUAUUUUGCGUACAGAACCCUUCCCAAACAUUAGCAAAGCAUAUGCCUUAGUUACACGGGAAGAAAGAGAAAUUUCUCUUUGUGCCUCACGGCCAACAAAUGUAGAAGCUGCUGCUUUCAAUGUGAGAUCACAUCCAAAUCAUCGUACAAAUCAGCUUGAUGCCAUGGGUUCAUCAUCAAAGCCUCGUGCAAAUCCAAAAUUGUGUGAUCAUUGUGGAAAGUCAAGCCAUACCAAAGAGACAUGUUACAAGUUGAUAGGAUACCCACCAAGAGAUGGAAAACAGGACAAUAAUACAAGGAUCAAGAUGGACAAUGCUGCACCUAUGAUUUCUGGACUCACUCAAGAUCAAGUGAACCAACUGAUCUCAUUACUUGGUACUGAAAAGAAGCCCUCCUUAGAUGACUUUUCUGGUAAGAAGUUCAUGAACUUGUGUGAUUGGAUAUUGGAUAGUGGUGCAUCUGAUCAUGUUAGUAGUUGAUGUUGACUCAAUGUACUCCAAGAGGGGGAUGAAUUGGAGUUCCAAAACUUUUCCCCUUUUUCAACCACAAAACCCAAAUUAAGGAGAGUAGAGAAGAAGAGCUUGCACAAUGAAUUUAUAGAGGUUCG